CUACAUCACACAGCAUAUACUUUUCCUCUUCACAGACAUCUCCUUCUUUCUUCUAUAAAUGAAGGAUGGAGUGUGCCAAGGUGAGGCUUGAAGCCAGCAGCAUCUCCCCCUCCCUUCUCUUCUGAUCUGUGAGGUCGGUCAGCUUCUUCUUCAUCUCUCCUCCUCCUCCCUUUUCAUCAUUGGAGAAACCAGCAAUCUAAGUAGCAGGAUGAAGGAGCGAAGCGAGGCAGGCAUGGCCGGGACCUCAUCCUCCUCUUCCUCCCCCUGCGCUUCAUUUGGCUCCCUCGACGACGUCUCCGUCAAGCCCACGCGGGCCAUCAAGUUCCUCUGCAGCUACGGCGGCAAGAUCCUCCCACGUUACCCCGACGGCAAGCUCCGUUACGUAGGCGGCCACACGCGCCUCCUCGCGGUCGAUAGAUCCAUCUCUUUCUCAGAGCUGCAGGUGAAGCUGAGCGAGUUGUGCGGGUGGGGUGCGGUGAGCCUCCGGUGCCAGCUGCCGACGGAGGAUCUCGACGCCCUUAUCUCCGUCACCUCCGACGAGGACCUCGCCAACCUAGUCGAGGAGUACGACAUCGCGAGCCGAGACCGGCCUUCCCCUCUAAAGAUCCGAGCCUUCCUUUUCCUCACCCCGCCAUCAUUGUCCUCCUCCUCCAGACCUUCCCACAAAGCUAGUCCUACCAUCCCUAUCUCCACAGGCCGGCCUCCGUUCAUCGCCACCGAGCGCUGCGUCCACUGGGUCUCCGUGCCGCCAAAGUUGUAUAGCCGGUACGGAAUGCCCGCCGCAUCGACCACCGUGGGGCAUACUCGCUUCCACAGCCGCCACCACCAUGGCCAUGGCAGCCCGAGAGCAUCUAAAUUAAUGUAA
Musa acuminata subsp. malaccensis (wild Malaysian banana) is the source of this 865-nucleotide messenger RNA. RefSeq names its product protein PAL OF QUIRKY-like. Gene Ontology annotation, molecular function: protein binding. NCBI's taxonomy places the organism in Eukaryota, Viridiplantae, Streptophyta, Magnoliopsida, Zingiberales, Musaceae. The record is from RefSeq and is a predicted model, not a curated record.